GAAAACGUAGUGUGUGUUAUUCACUUUCUUAUUAUUUUAUCAAACAUAUAACCUCAAAAAUAAAGCACAAAACACACACUGCUUUGUUUGGGGUUCUUGAUUUUUGAUUCCUUCAUUCAUUGUGGGCUAAAUUCUUGAACUACUUCAGAAUGAAGAGGAUUUCUUCAUAACUAAGGAGCUGAAUCUGGGGUUUCCAGUUUGUGGUCUUUGUUGAGCUAGAACUGAGAUGGGGAGCUUUGAUUUGAAGCAUUUAAUGCUGUUGUUUUGGUUUGUGUUGGUUGUGCCUUAUUGUUUGUGUGAAGAAGAUGAUUCUGAUGAUUCUAGUAGUGCUGUUUACAUUGUUUCUCUAAGAAAUUCUCCUGCUUCUCAUUACUAUGGUGAGUUGAGAGAAAUGGGUAGUAAUGGCUUCCAAGUAAAAAAUGGUGGUGGUGGUGGUGGUGAUGCUUCUUCUUCUGGAAGAAUUCAGUUUCACAAACCAAGAUAUGGCAAUGCUACAAAGACAAAUAAGAGAUAUGGCUCUUACGUUGCUCAAGUUCAUGAUUCUUUGUUGAAGAAAGUGUUAAAAGGAGAGAAAUAUCUAAAGCUCUAUAGCUACCACUAUCUGAUAAAUGGAUUUGCUGUGCUGGUUACUCAACAACAGGCAGAGAAAUUGGCUCGGAGUAGUGAAGUGUCGAAUGUGGUUUUGGACUUUUCUGUAAGAACUGCAACUACUCAUACCCCACAAUUUUUGGGUCUGCCGCAAGGAGCAUGGUCUCAAGAAGGUGGGUUUGAAGCAGCCGGAGAAGGAGUGGUUAUUGGUUUUGUUGAUACCGGCAUAGAUCCAACACACCCGAGUUUCGCUGAUAACAAAUCUGAACAUCCUUAUCCUGUUCCUGCUCAUUUUAAUGGCGUCUGUGAGGUCACACGAGAUUUUCCGUCCGGUUCUUGCAAUAGGAAGCUUGUUGGAGCCCGGCAUUUCGCUGCGUCUGCUAUAACCAGAGGAAUAUUUAAUUCAACACAGGACUAUGCUUCUCCAUUCGAUGGAGAUGGCCAUGGCACGCAUACAGCAGCUGUUGCAGCAGGGAACCAUGGGAUUCCAGUGAUUGUUGCCGGGCAUCACUUUGGGAAUGCUAGCGGGAUGGCUCCUCGUUCACACGUUGCUGUUUACAAGGCAUUGUACAAGAGCUUUGGAGGAUUCGCUGCAGAUGUUGUGGCAGCUAUAGACCAGGCAGCUCAGGAUGGGGUUGACAUAAUUAGCUUAUCAAUUACUCCGAAUAGACGUCCUCCGGGCGUUGCAACUUUCUUCAAUCCAAUAGAUAUGGCAUUGCUGUCAGCUGUAAAGGCUGGUAUUUUUGUAGUGCAAGCUGCAGGAAAUACAGGACCUUCACCGACGAGUGUUUCCUCCUUCAGUCCAUGGAUCUUUACUGUUGGUGCUGCCUCUCAUGACCGGAUUUAUAGCAACUCCAUGUUUCUUGGAAAUAAUGUGACCAUACCUGGUGUUGGACUUGCGCCUGGCACAAGUGUAGGCAAACUUUAUACACUGGUUCAUGCACACCAUGCUUUGAACAAUGAUACUGCUGACCCUGAUGAUAUGUAUGUCAAUGAGUGCCAAGAUGCGAGCAAGUUCAGUAAGGAUUUGGUCCGGGAUAACCUCUUAAUGUGCAGCUAUUCAAUCCGAUUUGUGCUGGGGCUUUCCACCAUCAAGCAGACCUUGGGAAUGGCCAAGAAUCUUAGUGCAGCUGGAGUUGUUUUCUAUAUGGAUCCUUUUGUGAUUGGUUAUCAGAUUAACGCAGUUCCAAUGAAAAUGCCUGGCAUAAUAAUUGCAUCCACAAAUGAUUCUAAGAUUUUGAUGCAAUACUACAACUCUUCACUAGAAGUUGAUGCAGUCUCAAAGAAAGUUACUAAAUUUGGCGCAGUUGCGAGUAUCUGUGGCGGACUAAAAGCGAACUACAGUAAUGCUGCUCCGAAGGUCAUGUACUACUCUGCUAGAGGACCGGAUCCAGAAGACACUCUUCCCCAUGAAGCUGACAUCUUGAAGCCAAACUUGUUAGCUCCUGGAAAUCUUAUAUGGGCUGCUUGGAGUUCUCUUGGCACCGACUCUGUUGAAUUUCAAGGUGAGAAUUUCGCAAUUAUGUCAGGCACAAGCAUGGCUGCACCUCAUGUUGCUGGUCUUGCUGCCCUAGUUAGACAAAAAUUUCCAAAUUUCAGCCCUACAGCCGUUGCAUCUGCACUGUCCACAACUGCUUCUCAGCAUGAUAAGAAUGGUGGACCAAUAAUGGCUCAGCGAUCGUAUGCCUCGGCAGAUCUAAACCUAUCUCCAGCAACUCCUUUUGACAUGGGAAGUGGUUUUCUGAAUGCAACUGGAGCAUUAAAUCCUGGUUUGAUUUUUGAUUCCAGUUAUGAUGAUUACAUGGCAUUCUUGUGUGGCAUCAAUGGUUCAGCUCCUGUGGUAUUAAACUACACUGGUCAGAACUGCUGGUCCUAUAACUCUACUGUAUACGGUGCUGAUCUGAACUUGCCCUCAAUCACCAUUUCGAGGCUGAACCAAUCAAGAGUGGUGCAGAGGACAGUCCAAAACGUUGCUGGAAAUGAGACCUACAGUGUCGGUUGGAGCGCACCUUACGGGGUAUCAGUGAGUGUAUCUCCAACACACUUCACCAUUGCCGGUGGCGAGAAGCAAGUCUUGUCUGUGCUCAUGAACGCAACCGCCAACAGUUCAGUUGCAAGCUUUGGGAGGAUUGGCCUCUUUGGUGAUCAAGGUCAUGUCCUAAGCGUUCCCCUUUCAGUCAUUGUUAAAAUCUCAAGUAACAACAACACAGUGAGCUAACGUUGGAAUUGGGAUAGCAUUUUCUUGUUUUGAGUAAACUGAUUUUGAUUUUUGGCUUUUGUUUUUUCCAUUUUAAUCUGUAUUUAAUUGCUUGUGUAUCAAGAUGAUUAACUAAUUUUUUCAUUCAUUAUCAUGUAAAUUAGUUGAGGGGUUCUCCUUGUAAAGUAAAUAGAUAUGAGCGGUACCUGAUUUCUAGUUCCUUGAUACUUCUUUACUCUCUACCAGCUCAUUGAUUAUUAAAUAAUUAAAUAUA
Molecule: messenger RNA, 3059 nt
Organism: Arachis duranensis
Lineage: Eukaryota; Viridiplantae; Streptophyta; Magnoliopsida; Fabales; Fabaceae
Product: subtilisin-like protease SBT2.3
Exons: 10
Coding region: 227-2806 (859 amino acids)
Biological process (GO): proteolysis
Molecular function (GO): serine-type endopeptidase activity
Source: RefSeq, a predicted model, not a curated record